Molecule: messenger RNA, 3891 nt
Organism: Aureococcus anophagefferens
Lineage: Eukaryota; Pelagophyceae; Pelagomonadales; Pelagomonadaceae
Exons: 7
Coding region: 1-3891 (1296 amino acids)
Cellular component (GO): intracellular membrane-bounded organelle
Molecular function (GO): phosphatidylinositol binding
Source: RefSeq, a predicted model, not a curated record
AUGUCUCCCUGGUUUCCUGAGAGUGUAGGCUGGUUCGUGGCCUGUGGUUGGUUUUGCAGCGUCGCUUCGGGCGCACCAAUAGUAUUGAGCCAUACAUUUGCUGCUAUCGGCUUCAUCCUAAUCGCUUCGGAUGAGCGCAGAGCCAGUACUGGCAAAUCAUUCGAGCAGUUUGGCAAGGAGCAAUGCGAUAGAUUGAAUAGAAGUGCCAUGAGGAGUCAGACGCAUCCGAAAAUGAUAGCCGGGGAUUUUGUUACGCGGGCAACCUCUGGCGAGGAUGCGGUAGGGGAGAUGCUCCCUGAGUGUGAAACCCUGCUUGCACAAGACCUCGGGCAAUUGCUUGACAAUAUCAUGGAGAUGUAUGUGCUGCCAUGGUAUGGUAAGAUUAGCGAAGAUGCAAACUUUCCGAAUGAGCUCCGCGCUGUACUCGCUCGAGCGCUGGGAGAUGUAUGUUCGCGCAUGCUGGACCAAGUGAAUCUUGUGUCUCUCAUUUUGGAUGGCUGUCUGGACGCACUGACCCGUCAAAUCAAAGCGCAUGGUGUGAUGCGGGCCAGCUGCGAGUAUGCCGGGAUAGAUCCUAAGACAGACAUAGUGGCUUCGCGGUUGCGGCACCUUGAAGCUAUCAAACGGCGAAAUGACGCCACAAUCCGAAAACUCAGGAAGAUAGGAAAACUCCACCCAGCUGUUGGUUGCGGAGACGAAAAAACCUCUGCUGGAAACAAUGUGGCCUCCUGUGAGUUGCGAUAUCUCACCCAGCUCUCUGGGCGCCUGACCCAGCUCCUGCUGACGCAAGAGGACAAGAAAUGUCGAGCGGUCCGAGAGCUUCUGGUGUUUGUUCCAAUAUUGAACGCGAUCUCCCCCGAAACCAUUGCUCUGUGGCUCACCAACGCACUUGCUGGACGUCGCAAGUCUCUAGCCGAUGACGGCAAAUCAAGCGUGCGAAUCGAAGCUUCUAUACAGAACAAAAAGCUUCCACAGGAUGGGCAUAGGAUGGGCAGUGUAUGUGCCGGCAAAUGUCUCGCUGGUUUCCAGUCAGACGAUGCCUGGAUUCAUUUUGGUGGUGAAUUAGAUGCUGCUGCUGCACUUUCACAUCUCAAGAAAGAGGGUCAGUAUCUGUGGCGCGUGGAGCCGGGAGCAUUCACAUCGCGUGCCCUCGACGAACCUGUCGAAUUCAUUCUAUCGUAUGCCGCUUCCGACGGCAGUAAUGUCUGUCACGUGAUAUUUUUUGGAGUGCCAUUGGGCUCUGAUGGAGAUGCAGGGUUCGAAUACUUGAGAUUCGGGGGUGGGAGCCGAGAUCCACGUCUCGUGGACCGAAAGCGCGAACUUACAAUUUGUGGCCUUGUCCCGUCUCUCCGAGAAGUUGCGUCUGCUUCACAGACGUUGGUAAGACUCCGCCACUGGUCCCGCCUACUGCCGCGGCUCUUAGCAAGGAUCCGAAAGCAGCGCUACGGCAGAGGACACCCAUGCCACACCUUGGCACUAACGUUGAAUCGCUUUUCCGGGAGCAGCUCAGACACGUGUUGCUCAUUGAGCUUCAGGCAGCGGUGGAGAUGGCAGAAGACGUCUCGUCCACACUUCCAGGUCCAAGGUACAAUAGCCAAGUCAAAGAGACCAGUUACCCAGAGCGACUGGUGUCAUGGGCGAGGUCCACAUGCUGCCUUGCGCCUCCUCAAGGCCAUCGAUGCUACUCUUGCCCACGGCGGCGUUUGUAUUGCCACAGAUGGCGACUCUACUAGGACAGCACGUGCUUUUUAUUGGGACUAUUUCUCCCAUGCAGCGCGCGGCGACUCGAAAUCAGUCUUUCUCCGCAGCACCGCAGCCGCAAUGUGCCCCGAAGCUCUGGCCGUCUGUGAUGAGUUGGUUGGAAUAACUGCGGCCAAUUGUGCGCUUCAGACAAGGCGCGGAGCCGCAGAAAUGGCCUGGCUCGUUGCUGCACUGCGCAUGCGUACACUCCAUGGCUGUCUUUAUGAAGCAGCUGCAGACACAGCUGUAGAUGGAAUGGCCUACUACACGGCGGACUCAAUUUUUCUCGAGCCCAACGACUAUGGUCGUCUUCUCUGGUUUGCCAAACGGAUUGAUGCGCUCGACAUGGAGCCGCCAAUUGAUGCCCUCCGACGGGAUUACCCCGAGCUUUUCGCUUACUGCUCUUCUCAUAGAAACAAACAUGUUGUCGAACCUCGAACGCCAUUCUCGCCGCCACCAAGAGACGCCCAUCCCUCACGCCACCCCCAAGUCAAUGUUAAAUCCCGCAAAUCUGGUGAUAACGACUCAAGCAACGCGAUUGACAAAAGCGUGGACGUGGUGCUUGCAUGUCAACGACGAAUUGCGAUUGCAGCUACCCUUGAGACACGGUCAAUGACAGUGCCCUCAAGAGUAAUAGGAUGCUCACAAGGCCACAGCCCUGCAGCAAUCAAAGUCAAUUAUCUGCUUCGACAUCGUCCAACAAGUGAGUCUCUUAUCGCGAGGGGCAUAAUCCGAAGCGGAGCCUGGCCUAACAUUGAACUAGCCCGCCGCUGUGAACUUCUGACAGAGCCUCAAUUGCAAAUCGAGCAGGGCUGCGAGCAGCUUGAGAAGAGACCAAUGACCGCACCGUGUAACGCUGGGCACCUUGACUCAUUUCGAGAUGAGGCCCAGGCAGCAACAUAUUAUCGAAUUUGGUUGUUGCAAGCGACGACGGCGGGUGGCGAGAAGCGAGUCGUCCCCAUCUCUCGCGACAGUAUAGCUCCGCCCUAUGCACGGAAGCGAUUUCGUGACUUUUGGUCUCUGCGUGAAGCACUUGAAGCUAGCACUGGUUCGUCAGUGCGAGUACCCGGACUCCCGCCUCGGGGAUUUUCACGUACUAAAGUGACCAUGGAAAAGCGCCGUGCGGGUCUGGAAGAGUUCCUCACAGCCCUCCUGGCCGACCCUUGCUGGCGCCAUUCUCAUGAACUUGGCAAAUUCUUGACCUGCAACAUCUCUGAGCCCCGUGAUAGUGACUUGAAUAUCGAAACUGAAGAUGAGGGCAAUUCUAGUUCCAGCGAUCACGAGCCAAACACGAGGAAUUUUUUGGGUCACGAUGCCAUCAAUGGCAUAACACCGAGUCGAGCACCACCGUGGAGCCCAAGUGCAAGAGAUGAAAAUGGAGUAAAACCGCAACUCCCGUCACCCAUUCGCACCAUGGGUCUUGUAUCCGCGCCUUUCAUCGCAGCCGCUGGUCUGGUCGCGCCCAAUUUGGGAAAGGACGACGCCACUUUGAAAAUCCCUCACCUGCGCCAGCCAACUUCAGCAGACUGGCGUAAGCUUCGGCGCGUCGAGCAUCACUGUUAUGCCCUGCUGCGAGUGCUCUUUGAAAUCGAGCGCCUCGGUUUGCUGCGCCGUAACUUUGUCGCUCUCAUUCGCCGUGUGACAACCACGCUCUGGUCCCCCUCACUUGCUGCUUGGCUUGGAGAUCAGGCCAAACGUAAACACAAAGUGCGAUCGUUGUCCGGACUUAUAAGCAAACUAAAUGGGUUCUUGUGGCAGAAUAGCUGCGAGAAUGACACCCGUCUCGACCCUCGGGGUCUGGCUGAUGCUGUUGCCGUCGUGCGCAGAGACCUUGUUGCGGCGGUGCCCUCGUCGCUUGUGUCGCUCCUGGGUCAGAAGGCCACCGAAGAUGCUGCAGAUAAGCUCCUUGAGCUCGUGCUUUGCCCAAUUCAGCUCCGCAGCAUCACACUCACGCUCCUUGACCUCGUCAUUGUCGAGAUAUUUCCUGAGCUUGAACUCGAAUUGCGUGUCGCACUCAGGCUGUUCAGCCCGAGUCUCAACAAUCGUAUCCUGGACGAGCUCCUUCAAGGACUCUUUCUGUUCAUCAAGGAAUUCUGGGGAGGCAUAGAAGGUCUUCUGAUCCUGAAGCUUCUUGUCCAGUUUGAUUCUUAG